UAAAGCGUGAUUUGUUUGUUUGUUGUUAUGUUUUGUGUCCGUGGCCACGCGGUUAUUGAGGUUAAGUUUGUGUUUUAGUAGUGUAUGUGACGGUAUAAAAAAUGAAGAUGAAGUCGAAAAGCAGACCAAUAACGAACCGGUUAUCCACUGUCAAGAAAUCGAAUUUGAGGACCAAAAAGAAGAAAUCUGGCGUUUUUCGGCCGCAAACAAAUAUUAAAGUGAAAACUUUUGAGUCAGAAAGUGACAGUGCAGCGGAAGAAGCGAUUUCCGAAAUGAGAGAGAAAUAUGUGAAAAAGAAAGCAACGUCUAAAAAGAAUGCAAGUCCAAAUGGCUUCGCCAGACCUAGGUUUUCUAACGAUGCAGAAAUAAGUGACAGUGAUGAUGCUGUUGCUGAUGGUGCUGAUGCUGAACACACAAGUGAUACAGACAAUGAAGAGUUUAUGAGUAAUGAAAUAUCGCUUAAAAAAAUGGGAGAGCUGCCACCUGAACUUGACAUGUCCGAUAGUGAUUUAUCGGAUGAUGAAGCAGAAGCAGAAAAUGUCCACAAGCCACCCGAUGAAUUGGAGGUGGCAAGUGAUGAAACUGAUGAUGAAACUGUUCCAGAACCACCUGGCCUUGUUACUUUAAAAAUGGUAGAGGAGUGGCGAGAAAAGUUGAAAACUGAUAAGACUUCGUCAACAAUAAGUUGUGUUGUGAAAGCAUUUCAUGGAGCUCUAAACAGAGUGGCAGCAGAAGAGGAUAAAACAGCACCAUCACUCAGAGUUGUUGGAAGUUCAGUUUUCAAUGCUGUUGUCCAGUUAUGUGUACUUGAACUACAACCUGCUAUCAAAAGCUUUCUGCAGUUACCUCCUGGGAAACGAAUACCUCCGCAUAAAUGUAAGAAAUGGGUGAAGAUUAAAACUACACUCAGAUGCUACCUAGCAGAUUUAUUAAAGUUUUUGAGUGCUGUAACAUCAGAACAUAUACUUUCUGUACUAUUAAAGCAUCUCCAUCAAAUGAUUCCUUUUGUCACCAACUUUUCAAAUGUUACAAAAGGAUUAGUGAAGAAGCUGGUUGAGUUGUGGUCAUGUGGAGAAGAAACUAUCAGAGUUCUGGCAUUUAUGUGCUUAUUGAGAUUAACAACCAGUGAGCAGAAAUCACUGCUUGACAAAGUACUGAAGAUGAUGUACAUGGCAUUUAUAAAAAACUCAAAAUUUGUCUCACCAAACACAUUGCCUGCAGUUAAUUUCAUGAGACGAUCACUCACCGAGCUGUAUAAUUUAGAUGAAAACAUUUCAUACUACCACGUUUUCCUCUACAUUCGUCAGCUUGCUAUUCACCUUAGAAAUGCUAUUACUAUUCAGAAAAAGGAAAACAGACAGGCAGUCUGUAAUUGGCAAUUCAUGCAGUCAAUUCAUCUGUGGACUGACCUCUUGGGUGCAUCGGUCAACAAACCACAGCUGCAACAACUUGUAUAUCCGUUAGUACAGGUUUCCAUUGGAACCAUCAAGUUAGUACCUUCUGCACAGUACUUUCCUCUUCGGUUCCACUGCCUUGAAAUGUUAAUAGAACUCUCAGCAAAUUCAGGUGUAUUCAUACCUGUGUUGCCUUUUCUUCUCGAGGUGCUGACAAACUUUGAUUUUAAUAAGAAACAUAAGAAAGUAUCCAUGAAACCUCUGGACUUCACAUGCAUUUUAAGAGUGUCCAAAGGCCAGUUGCAGGAGAAUGGAUUUAAAGAUGCAGUCAUAGAAAACAUUUACAAACUACUCCUUCAGUAUAUGGCAAAUGAAUCUCACAGCAUUGCAUUCCCAGAUAUGACUGUUCCAGCAGUGAUUCAGAUAAAAAUGUUUCUGAAGAAUUGUAAAAAUCCCAAUUAUUGCAAGAAAAUGAAACAAAUUUUAGAAAAGAUAGAAGAAAAUGCACACUAUAUUGAAGAGGAACGAAAGAAAGUAUCAUUUGCACUGUCUGACAAAAAAGCAAUAAGUGCUUGGGAAAAUGGUAUAAAAUUGCAAGGUACGCCUUUAGCAAAAUUUUAUACCAGCUGGAACAAAAUGAACAUACAGCAGCUAGCUAAGAAAGCAACAGAUAAUGUAAAGCUUGGAGAUUACAACAUCCCAGUUAUAAAGAAGCCAGUUAAGUCCACAGCAGGCGAUGAUGAUGGUCCUGUGGAGCUGUUUCCAUCCGACGAAUCUGAUGCAGAUGAGUUCUUUGGUGCUGAAGCUCAGUCCAAGAAGAAGAGAGGUAAAAGAGGAAGUAAGAAACAGCAGAAUCUCAAGCCUGAGACAAAGAUAAAGUCAGAGAUGAAGAUAAAGCCCGAAGAAGGAGAAGAGGUGGAGGACAUUGUUGAAGAUUUUGAAUUUUCUGAAAGUGAAUAGAAUGACGUGUAUUACUAUUAAGUUGUAAAAUUUGUAUUAUAUACUAUACUUAACAAUUUAAUAUGUUGUAGAUAAAAUAUGAAUUAAAAUUAAACACUUUGUUGGUUUUAUAAA
Schistocerca nitens (vagrant locust) is the source of this 2468-nucleotide messenger RNA. RefSeq names its product nucleolar complex protein 2 homolog (gene Noc2). Gene Ontology annotation, molecular function: histone binding; transcription corepressor activity. Gene Ontology annotation, cellular component: nucleolus; Noc2p-Noc3p complex; nucleoplasm. The record is from RefSeq and is a predicted model, not a curated record. The coding region runs from base 102 to 2354 and encodes 750 amino acids. NCBI's taxonomy places the organism in Eukaryota, Metazoa, Arthropoda, Insecta, Orthoptera, Acrididae. Gene Ontology annotation, biological process: negative regulation of transcription by RNA polymerase II; ribosomal large subunit biogenesis. The transcript is spliced from 13 exons.